Juglans microcarpa x Juglans regia is the source of this 2253-nucleotide messenger RNA. RefSeq names its product lysM domain receptor-like kinase 4. NCBI's taxonomy places the organism in Eukaryota, Viridiplantae, Streptophyta, Magnoliopsida, Fagales, Juglandaceae. Gene Ontology annotation, biological process: protein phosphorylation. The record is from RefSeq and is a predicted model, not a curated record. The transcript has a single exon. Gene Ontology annotation, molecular function: ATP binding; protein kinase activity. The coding region runs from base 211 to 2103 and encodes 630 amino acids.
GUCCAGCACGUUCUGUGCACCUUGUCCAAAUCAGACGUCAGAAAGACUUAUUGACACAUUCAACAUGAAGUGUUUCUUAGAACUUUCUCCCUAGAAAAGAAAAAAAAAAAAAAAAAAUCCAAAGUAUUUUUAACUCCACCAACGUUGUCGAUUAUCAGCGUACUAUUAUUUCCCAUAAACCUCUCGCUGAUCUUUCAUCUUCAACCUGAAAUGAAUUCCCCCACUCUCAUUUUCGUUCUCACAAUCUUGUUAUUCUCAAGCUGUUCUUUGAUUCUGGCUCAGCAACCUUAUGAAGGAAAGGUAACAACGGAUUGUGGCAAUAACGCAAAUUCUGCUCUUGGCUACUCCUGUAAUGGCCUAAACACAAGUUGCCAAGGCUACCUCACCUUCAGAUCCCAACCCCCAUACAACUCUGUUUCUGCCAUCUCUGCUCUCUUGGCCUCCGAUCCAUCCCAGCUCUCUCAGAUUAUCUCUGUUUCAGAGACUGCAACAUUUGAAACGAACAAAUUGGUGCUUGUUCCAGUCAACUGCUCCUGUUCAGGUCAUUACUACCAAGCAAACGCGAGUUAUGUUAUAAAGACUGAAGAUACUUAUCUCUUGAUUGCUAAUAACAUCUUCCAAGCCCUUUCCACCUGUCAAGCUCUUCAGAAUCAAAGCAGUCAUGGCGCUACUAGUUUACCUGCUGGUGCAACAAUCAAUGUUCCUCUUAGAUGUGCUUGUCCUACUAAGAAUCAAAUUGAUGUGAAUGUCAAUUAUUUAUUGACUUACCUGGUCGCUGCCGGUGAUUAUGUUGCAUCCAUUAGUGAGAGAUUUGGCUCCAGCACUGAGAUGACUUUGGCGGCUAAUGAGCUUUCUGCUCAGAACCCCACAAUUUACUACCCCACCACACUUCUGGUUCCUCUGCAAGAUCCGCCUUCAAGCUCUCAAACCAUAGAACCCCCUCCUCCCCCACCAUUGGCAUCACCGCCGCCUCCCCCCUCCAGUGAAAGCUCAAGCAAAACAUGGGUUUAUGUCCUUGUUGGGGUUCUUGGAGGAAGUGCUCUUGUAUUGGUCUUUGGCACAGUAAUAUUCUGCGUAUUUUUCCGUAAAAGCAAGAAGAAAUCUGAUUCUGUCAUUGUCUCGGAUCACUUUGAGGCACAUGCGAAACCAGAAAAGAAGAAGGUGGAGGAAGAAUCCGAGGACUUCUUAGAAAGCAUAUCUAGUAUGGCUCAAUCCCUCAAAGUGUAUAGUUUUAAGGAACUCCAAGAUGCAACAGAUGAUUUCAGUCCUAGUUGCUGGAUUCAAGGAUCUGUUUAUCGUGGCAAGUUUAAUGGGGAUUUGGCAGCCAUUAAGAAAAUGAAUGGAGAUGUAUCGAGAGAGAUAAAUUUGUUGAACAAGAUCAACCAUUCUAAUAUUAUAUGCCUCUCUGGCAUCUGUUUCAACAAUGGUCAUUGGUACCUUGUUUACGAAUAUGCUGCAAACGGACCGUUGAGUGAUUGGAUCUAUAACAGCAGCAGCAGUGAUAGGAAAAUUUUGAGCUGGACGCAGAGAAUGCAGAUUGUAUUGGAUGUGGCGACUGGACUGAACUAUCUUCAUGGCUUCACUGCUCCUCCCCAUGUCCACAAGGAUAUAAAGAGCAGCAACAUUCUUCUGGACGGUGAUUUGAGAGCUAAGAUUGCGAACUUUGGUCUGGCAAGGUCAGCUCAAGGUCAGGAAGGCCAAUUUUCCUUGACAAAGCACAUCGUCGGGACAAGAGGCUACAUGGCUCCUGAGUAUUUGGAAAAUGGUUUUGUCUCCACAAAGCUUGAUGCCUAUGCAUUGGGGGUUGUGAUGCUGGAGAUAGUGACUGGGAAAGAGGUUGCUGCCCUGUAUGAGGAGGAGAAUAUGCAGUUAUCAGAUGUCUUGAGUGUGGUGCUUCGUGAGGAGGAUGUAAAUGAAAGUUUGAGGCACUUCAUGGAUCCCUCCCUCCGAGGGAAUUAUCCUUUGGAACUUGCUGUUUUUGUGGUCAGAUUGAUUGAUAGCUGCUUAAACAAAAAUCCGGCAGGGCGACCAGCCAUGGAUGAGAUUGUGCAAUCUCUCUCAAGAACGUGCAAUGCUUCCCUGACCUGGGAAUCCACAAAUUAAGAGCAUAUCAGCACGACAGUUUCAGCAGAACAUCCGUAUCAGUAGUUGAAAUACGAUCAUUCAUUCACUUUUCUUAUGUUUUAGUGAUUAAUCUUUCUCCCAUUCAGUUAGGACUUAUUUUUGAUUCAAUGAUAUGAGAUUCUGUCGCAA